AUGGACUCUGGAUGCCUGCUGUGGGUCGUCUGCAGAAGGCAGGGACAGCGGCUGGAGACAUCCUUGCUCUGCAGAGAUCAGUCAGGACCGAAAAUGGGUGUCCUCUGGGUGGUUUUCCUCACUUGUGGUCUGCUCACCUCUUCCCAAGGACUUCCUGGGAGCGCCCCGGUGUCUGCCAGGGUGGAUAAAGAUGUGCUAGAAAGUGCCAUUACAGGGUCACUAGCCAACGGCAACCUUCUCCAGGGGCUGCUGGGUGGUCUGCUCGGCCCCGAUAGACUUCUUGGUGGUCUGCUAGGCUCCAAUGGACUUGUUGGUGGUCUGCUUGGUGGCGAUGGACUUGUUGGUGGUCUGCUUGGUGGCGACGGACUUGUUGGUGGUCUCCUUGGUGGUGAUGGUCUUGUGGGUGGUCUCCUUGGAGGUGGUGGACCUGUUGGUGGUGUCCUGGGCGAUAAUGGUCUUGCGGGUGGUCUUGUGGGUGGUGAUGGACCUGUUGGUGGCCUGCUUGGUGGUGGUGGACCUGUUGGUGGUCUCCUUGGUGGUGGUGAUGGACCUGUUGGUGGUCUGCUUGGUGAUGAUGGACUUGCUGGUGGUCUCCUUGGUGGUGGUGGACCUGCUGGUGGUCUCCUUGGUGGUGAUGGUCUCGUGGGCGGUCUCCUUGGCGGUGGUCUCCUUGGAGGAACUGGCAACCAGGGUCAAGGCUCACUUCUUGGAGGAGGUCUCCUCGGCAAGGAUGGUCUGCUGGGCACCGUGCAAGGACUCACAGGGCUGAGAAUUGUGAACAUCACUCUCCCCAAAAUAACUCUGCGCUUCCUGCCAGGCGUUGGUCUCCAGCUGAAUAUCUACACCCAGCUGCUGAUAGAUGGCAAUGGCGCCGUGGGCAGUCUGCUGCAGCUCCAGGUGGAAGCAAACAUCACUGCAAGAGUGCGGCUGGCCCAGGACAAGUCGGGGGCUCUCAGGCUGGUGGUUGAAGACUGCAAGACCCUUCUUGGAGACAUCAAUAUCCGUGUGGGACCCAAAGUGCCACUUGUGGAAAAAACCCUAAAGAGCGUCCUUGGGAACGUGCUGCCCAGGCUGCUGUGCCCCGUCGUUGACACCGUGCUGGGCGUCGUGAACUCAUUGCUGGGAUCUGUCACCUCUGUGCUCCCUCUGGGAGCUCUGGGAAACCUCCAGUACACUCUGUCCUCCCUUCCCAUCAUUGGUGACAAGUCCAUCCAGCUGGAUCUGAACCUCCUCCUCAGGGACGCGGAGGGCAAUGUGGUGGAGCCAGCAGGAGGUCUAUCAGUGCCUGUCACUCUGCCUCCGGCCGCGGGUCCUGGGACACAGCUGGGGCUGUCGCAGGGCGUGCUGAAUGCUGUGCUGGCAUUGGCACAGCGGCAGGGAGCCUUCAGCAUGGACAUCUCCAGCUCGGCGGUGCCCAACAGCAUCCCGCUGACCACCUCAGCCCUGCUCUCAGCCUUCCCCCAGCUCAGCACCGUAUUGCCUGGUUCGCUGCCGCUGGCACUGCGUGUGCGCCUGGCUGACACACCUGUGGUGGCCCUGAGGGACGGGAAGGCCACUGCCACUCUGCGAGCAGCCAUCGAUGUCCUUGCACAACGCCCCGGCUUCCCCCCGCAGACCCUCUUCAGCUUGGACUCGGACAUCGUUCUGGACAUCACCCCGUCUGUCUCUGGCGGCCGUCUGCACACUGCUCUGGCUGUGGACAGAAUAAAUCUCAGACUGGCAUCCUCGCGGCUCGGCUCCAUCAAUGUCUCCCAACUGGAAGGAUGGGUGAAGGACAUCCUUGCAGCUGCAUACGUGCCUGCCAUCAACAAUGCUGUAGGUAUGGGGAUCCCGCUGCCCAACAUCCUCAACACCAACUUCGAGAACGGCCAGGUGGACGUGGCUGACAACACUUUUGUGAUCAACCAGAGCAGAGAGCUCUGA
Centrocercus urophasianus (Greater sage-grouse) is the source of this 1923-nucleotide messenger RNA. Its product is annotated as BPI fold-containing family B member 3-like. The record is from RefSeq and is a predicted model, not a curated record. Bases 1 to 1923 code for a protein of 640 amino acids. NCBI's taxonomy places the organism in Eukaryota, Metazoa, Chordata, Aves, Galliformes, Phasianidae. The transcript has 17 exons. Gene Ontology annotation, molecular function: lipid binding.